AUGCAGCAAAUUUGUCAGAAUUUCGGCGCGGUUGAAGGAUGUGGCCAAAUAACGUGUGACAUGUGCAAUCAUUAUCCAAAAAUCGAUUGCAAUGAGCUGAUCAUGUGGGCGACAAGGAACUCAAAAAAGUUUGACUGUUUCUGCGUCUUCACUGCGUCUUCACGUCUUGACUUCGACCGUGGUGCAGCUGCGUUGAAUGAAUAUCGAAAGAACUAUGUCCCCGAGGCAAGGCUAAUGGUUGUUGCGAUGGCACCGCAUGGAGAUGAUCUCCGGGUGGAGGAUCCGAACGAUGUGGGAGUGCUGCAUGUGAAUGGCUUCAAUUCGGACCUCCCCGAGAUCAUGACGUCGUUCAUUAAAGGAUAUAUU
Mesorhabditis belari is the source of this 366-nucleotide messenger RNA. Lineage: Eukaryota; Metazoa; Nematoda; Chromadorea; Rhabditida; Rhabditidae. The record is from the annotation of a GenBank genome assembly.